UUGGGGGAGGAGGGCAGUGCUCUUGUUGGAAGAUAGGGAAUGCCCGUUAGUUGCGUCUGCCGAUAAUAGCACAUCAGCCAGAGCUCUGCUAUUGGGAGAGCAGAGCACAGGCAGUGCGGAGGACUGAGCCACUGAGCACAGAAUGGUACACUAGAGAAGACAGGCACACUCAGAAAGGGACAGAGAGAGAUGGAAUAAGGGUAGAGAGAGUGCAUCAGAGCACAUUGAGAAAAGGAGGACAGAGAAGGAGCAGAGCAGUGGAAAGAGGAGAGGAGAGUGAGGAGGGAAGAAAAGUUACCAGGUCAGCAAGAGAACGUGGAAGUGGAGCAGCUGAGCCUCACUGGGGUCUCUCUCCCACUGGAAAAAGCCCGGCACAGCAAUAAGCAGCACAGGAGGAGAGUGAUAUUACAAGAGGGGAUAGAGGGAGUACUGUAACUUCUUCCUGGAAAGACAGCGCUGUCAUAAGGCGAGGGUUAUGCUCCUCACAGGACCCUUCUGCACAGCCACUUCAGGACUAUCACAGCAAGACAGCAGCAGCAAGCAGAAGACAUUUAAGAUUGGCAGAGGUGCCUGAACAGUGCUGCUUUACUCACUUCUAUACUGGAGACUUUCUUACCCAACUGUGUGCUUUGAGGCAGAUGUUGUGUUUCUGUGAGGCAUUUAUCUUUUUUUUUUGCUUCAGAGUGUGAAACAGUGGAGAUUUGGAGGGUGAGUUGUUGUGCCCUGUCAUCUCUGAGACUAUGGUAGACUGUGCGUCAGGGAGCCCUUCAUCAGCAGCUGCAGCCUUAGAGCAUGGAGAAGUCCAGCAGUGAGGAGUCAGCCAUUCACCGUAGCCCUUCAGUAGACAGCCGCGACUCUGAUUUUGCUCAAGCCUCCACGUCUGGCCGCCCGUUUGGCGGCCGUGGCUUCACUGCCGGCGCAUUCUACGGUUCCACGGGGCCGCGCAAAAACGCACAGCAGGGUCAGGCUGGAGCGGCAGCUGACGCCAGCGCAGGAGACAAGACCAACAACAAGUACAGCUCACCCAAAAGCAGCAAAUACGUAGUCUUUUACCUGGAUCUAUCCUUUGUGUUCCUUUUAGAAUUCAAGAAGUGCAACAUGGCAAGAGGCUGCCUCUGCUGCUUGAAGUAUAUGAUGUUCAUCUUCAAUCUCAUCUUCUGGUUAUGUGGCUGUGGGCUGCUUGGCGUAGGCAUCUGGCUCUCUGUGUCCCAGGGCAGCUUCGCCACCUUCUCGCCCUCAUUCCCCUCACUGUCGGCUGCCAACAUGGUCAUCGCCAUCGGCGCCAUCGUCAUGGUAACAGGCUUUCUCGGUUGCCUGGGUGCCAUCAAGGAGAACAAGUGCCUGCUUCUGAGCUUCUUCAUUGUCCUGCUGAUAAUUCUUCUGGCAGAGCUGAUAUUACUCAUUCUGUUCUUUGUGUACUCAGAUAAGGUGAGACAGAACGCAAAGCAGGAUCUGAAGGAUGGGCUGGCUCUCUAUAACUCAGAAAACAACAUAGGCCUGAGAAAUGCCUGGAACAUCAUCCAGGCAGAGUGGAAGUGCUGUGGUGUGAUAGCAUACACCGACUGGCACGAGGCCCUGAAGGAGAAGGUAGUUCCUGACCGCUGCUGCCAGGAGCAUUACCAGAACUGUGGGCGUAACUCCACCAACAUGUUCUGGAACAGGGGCUGCUUUGAGAAAGUGGAGGAAUGGCUGGAUGACAACAAGCACCUGCUGGGAACCAUAGGCAUGGUGAUCUUGGUAGUGCAGCUCCUGGGCAUGGCGUUCUCCAUGACGCUGUUCCACCACAUCCACAGAACGGGGAAGAAGUACGAUGCUUAGCCUUUAGGGGAGGCACCCAAUGGAAAGGAGCCCCACUGCCUAAUGGGAUAAGACUCUGAUUUAAACACCCCUGCUUCCCCCUUCUCUUUAUAACCUCUUUAGAGUAUCCUUUGCCCCCCCCUCCCUUCCCAGACCUUCUGUACAGAUUCCAGCUGUGUCCCCGCUCUGUUCUGCUCUCUCCUCUCACCAUUCAUUUUGCCAAAGAGUAACACAACUGGAAGAGAAGGGACACUUACUUUUGGCAAGGAAGAUAAUCCCAUUGGUUGUCACUCUUCUUGAGUACAUUUCUAUUUCAUGUUCUUAUUUCUUUUUUUUUGCUUGGACUAACAAUUUGCUGGAAAGGAAGGACGGACUUUGAGACAAUGAAGACUUUACUAUUGCCCACACACCCCACUCCGAGGCAAAGAGAACAUAUGAAACUGAUAAUACCCUUUUUUCCUCAUGUUGACUAAAGUCAAGCCCCUUUUCACUUGUAAAUGAAAAAAGUUCCAACAUGGCAUGCUAGUUUUCUACUUUACUGAUUUACCUUUGUUGUCGAAAUGUCUUCAUUUUUUUUUUUUAUGUCAUCGACGCUCCUGUGGAAUGUAAGUGUCGAACAGAUCAGUGCAAUGAGCUCUCAGACAUGCAGCGUGUGUCUGGGGUUGGAUUUGACGUGACGUUGCUGUGGUGGGGCACAGACAUGUCAGGGUGGUGUUUAAUGUAAUCCAUGAUUCCUACUUUUUUCACUCAACUAUAGAGAUUUGAUGGAGGAACGUCAUGUAAGCGUGAGGAAUCAUCAGUGGAUUUAUUUUAUACCAAACUCUGCAGUAUCCUCUGAAUAAUAAAUUGUAAUGCACAAAUCUGCCUGUGAACACACACACACACACGCACGCACACACACACACACUUUUUACUGCCACACAGCUGCAGUAUUCCCAUUCCCUGAGAGACAAUACAAAUGGUGUAAAAUGGCUGUUUAUUAGGGCUCCACCAGGACUGUCAAGUGAAGAGAUCUGGGUGAUGAAGUUCCCCUUCGAGAAUACAGACUGAAUUGUGUGUGUGUGUGUGUGUGUGUGUGUGUGUGUGUGUGUGUGUGUGUGUGUGUGUGUGUGUGUGUGCGUAGCUUUGUGGGUGUAUUUUAUCACAUUGUCCAAGCUGCAGAUCAAAAAAAAAAUACAGCACAUAGAAACACGGAGAAGCAAGGUCACGAGGGGCAAAAACAUAGCAGACAUGUUGUCUCCCUGCUGCCAAUUGUGUUAGCGGAGGCUGCUAGAGCCUUUCUCUUCUAUAUUCUUGAGCUCUCGUCCAAUUGCUCUGCCCUCUUCAUUCUCUCUCUCUCUGGCUGUCAACCCCCAUAUUCUUCCCAAAUGUCAGAAAGCAAUAGGCUUUCUGCUCCAUACGUAAACACAGUACCUCUGCUGACAUUUCUGUUCAGUUACACCUCUGGUUUGCAACUUCACUGAUUUUACAUUAAGCAUCCUUUUUUUGCAGCCACAGAGGAAGGGGUGGCGGGACUGUAGGCAGAUCAAAGCUAAGACAGAUAGGUAAGGCAACAUGCCCUGUAGGACAUGUCUGUUUAUGUCUGAUUCGCUGCAGGAGACCUGAGCAUCAGCCUGCCUCUUUAAGACUGAAAAUACUUCUACAUCUGCUGUGGUGACUUAAAGAAAAUGCCCACCAGUGUGUCUGCUUGAGGCUUCAAAAUGUCUGAGCAUGUGAGAGGCGGUGGUGAAAAGGAUUAUCUUAUUGUUAAAGGAUAAUUUUAGUUUUGGCCAGAUUAUGAUUGAUGGUUGUCAUCAGUUCUGAUAGCAUUGUACUCACCAAAGUAAAUGCUGAGGUCUGAGAACAUGGUUUUAACAUUUCCACAGAGGGGGGAUUAUUUUGCCCUACACACCCACACAGGUGUUUUCAGUUACUCUUGCUGAUGAGAUUAGGGAGUUUUGGAGGGCACUGUGCGUACAUUUCAUACGCAGAAUUCAGAUACUGAAAAUGUGGGACAGUAAAAAUAGUGCACUACACUAUAUAGCAAAUGGGGAGUGAUUUCGGACACCUAUUUUUGUGGCUCUGGCACAGGAAGACGUCCCCAGUGCACUGAUUGGCUUGUAUGUUUCUUCAACAACCAGACAACAGCCGUCAAUGAGUCCAAGCCCAGACCUGUUUCAAUUGGCUAUGUGCUUCUUGCCCCAUCAGACUUCUUUUUAGAAAUGUUGUCACAUUCCCAGAUCUCAGCAAAGAAUUUACAGUACUAUUACUGAUAGGAAUAAUGGGCCAAACUACAGAAAUAAGACCAAGUUGUAAUAAACUGGAAUUACCCUUUAACGGGAGAAGACAAGUGAUCAUUUGUUUGCUGCUGUUGGAAGCCGAGUAGAGAAAUCAUGGGGACCAAAAGUGGCUGCGUUCUAAACUGUAUCCAAGGUAAUCGUUGACAGGAUAGUUUGUUGCUUUGGAUGAAGCCUUGCAACUCAGACACUGUGCAUUGCUGCUACAUGGACAAAAAUUACCAACCAAGACUCACUCAUUAGACAUUCUUCCAGUCUGGUAGCCUGUAUGCCUCAGAGUAUCACCUGAAGUCAUUCUUAAUGUUGUUGUUUUUUAACUGGUUUUAUAAUGACUUAAUCUGAGAGACACAGUUUUAGGAAGAGGGGGGUUCGUGCAUCAGGAAGCAAUAGAUUUAGGCUGUGAUGUGCAGCGACCCUGCUGGCUGUGAUUCACUGCCUGCCCCCAUAUGCUCCAACUCUUCUUGCUGUGUCCAUUGGGGGAACAUGACAGCUGCUGAUGUACAGCGCAGGCACGAGCGGUCACAUCUCUGCAUGGCUGCCUGCACAAACUCUCUACACAUCCCUUAUUUACGGCCUCGCUCUGCAGACACCCGGCGCUACAUAUACGGUAACUGGCAGCACUGACACUGUAGAAAUACUGCUGUGCUGUUUGGACGCCUCAAAACAGCUUUGAGGUAUAUUCUGCACCCGGGAGGGGUUAUAGGAGAAAUAGCUGCAACUAGUUCUGUAAAUCAGACUGUAUUGUACCCUAACUGCAGGCAAGGAGUUCAGAAGAAACCCAAGAUAAAUAUUUUGUUGCGUUGCUUUGUCUUGCAUGGGGUGGAAAAGUGUUUAAACGCGGAAGUCACAGAAAAUGUGAGAAAAGUGGAAAUAAAACAAAUCCAGUGUCUGUCUCCAAAUCUGACGCCAUACAGACCCAGCAUGCAAACUGUGUAACUCGUUGCCACCCACUGAUCUGACUGUGCUGACAUUCUGACAUUUUCUGCUCUGUGUGAACUCCCUUUCAGCUCUGCCACUGUCACCUGGUUUUCUUGAGAAAAUGUUCCUUCGUGUUUUUAGAAUGCAGGAAUGAAUGCAUUUUAACAAAUGCUGUUUAAUGAUGUUAUUUUUGUACAUUUGUUGUCGCUGUUUUAAUGUUUGUUUUUAUACGAUGUACUGUUAUUUUUCUGUAGUUGUAAGCUGUUUUUACUGUCUUUUUUUUCAUGACAGAAGCUCAUUGUCGCUCAUUGUGAGAACAUGACACCGUUAAGAAUUAGUUUCUUAGAGGAUUAGUCUUUGCGAUGUUCCUCUACAAGGUGCAAAAACACCUUUCUGUCUUAACAUUGCUACAGGCAGUUAAAGCAAUUAGGUCAGAAUUGAUAAAGAGGGAAAAUUUGGCAUAUAGCAUCGGGUGAAGCCCACUAAAGACAUACUGCACGCUUGUCGUCUGACUUUAAAUAAAUUAGGACGUGCUGGUAUAAUCUGCAGUAUAUCUUUUAAAACUGCCAGUGUAAGGCCGAUUAUGUAUUUGUAGAGCAUGAUCUAUUAGAUGAGACUGAACAACACGGAGCUCAUGUCACUACAGUAUACCAGCCCUGUAGGUUAGCCCCGGAUGUAAAUAUUUACAACUGAUGUAACUUACUGUUACACUGCCUACUCCACUUGUAAUCACAUUUAUAUUGACAGUUUGAUUGCCAUUUUCUAAUUCUGAAUUGCCUGAAAAACCAAUGCUCUUUUAUGCUCAUUUACACACAUACCUUCCACCCAUACGUCAUCCAUGUUUGUUUUUCUGCCUCAGUUUUCUUCUUUAGUACAGGAGCAGUGUAAAUUUGUGUUUUUGUCAGUAUGGUUUUCAUAUUUUAUUUGACUGCAUUUGCAUCUUGUAGUAAGACACAUUUUUCCGUAUGUUUUUUUGUUGUUUUUUUUGGAAGGAGUAUAAAUGGAAGUACUCCCAGUAAGCCACAGAGCUGGUAAAGGAAGAAUGCACAUGCAGUAAUUGGGUUUUGUCUGCUGUGAAAAAUUUAAACACAGAAACUGUUUUGGAUUUUUUUUUUGCCACCUUCGACAUAUUAUUUCUGUAAUCUCCUCCUAAUCCUUCCCCCGUGCUAGUGCUGAAUAUCUGAGCAGUGGAAAUGUAUGCUCUAGAAAUGGUGUGUUUGAUGUUGUGUUCUGCUGGGUGGCACUAUCUGAUACCUGCCAGCCUUGUCCUGUGGAGUUUUCUGCUACAUGUGAAAGCACUCUGAAUAUCUAUACUAGGUGGUGAACUACCGUCUCUUUAUUCUCUAAAUCAACUAUUUUUUAAAUAAAGGAAAGAGUGUCACAAAAUCCCACGAUACCGUACGCUCAUUGCCUUUCAUGUUUAAUGACUUGAUGCUCCUGAUGUAUUCUCUUUUUAUGUCCCUGUCAAUUAUAUAUGCUGCAUUUAAACAGUGUUUGAUGCUGGAUUUUUUGGGGGUUGGAAGACAGGACUUGGCAUGAAGAGCAAAGUGAAGCGCUGUCGCAGCAUAUCCCAUGGUGUAUUGAAUGAAAGAGAGUGGCAUCGCCGCCUUAAAAUGGCCUCUUUUUUUAAAAUAAUAACUAAACCUGAGGGACUGUUGUCCUAAAGACGCUGAGAUGAGCUAAUGGUAGUCAGCCAGUCGAGCAGAGGGUUUUUUUAAAGAACAAAAGGGAGAUGAUGAAAGUGGGAACCAUCGCCAAUUUGUCUCGUGUUUCUACAGCACGGAGUGAGCAGCAGAGUAUUUUUGUAUGGAGCUUUAUCCCUUUUUAAACCUAAUUGUUAUCAGGCCCAUGUGUGAUAGUGAGUGGAGUUUAUUGUGCCAUUCCAUCCUGGCUUUUUGUUUUACAUCACUGUUCCUUCUAUGCAAAAAUAUGACCUAUUUUGACUCUUUGUACAGAUUAUUUUGUAUGAGUAACAUGUACUGAAAUAAAGUGAACGGAAUCAACCGUG
Siniperca chuatsi (mandarin fish) is the source of this 6999-nucleotide messenger RNA. RefSeq names its product tetraspanin 9a (gene tspan9a). Bases 793 to 1818 code for a protein of 341 amino acids. Lineage: Eukaryota; Metazoa; Chordata; Actinopteri; Centrarchiformes; Sinipercidae. The transcript has 7 exons. The record is from RefSeq and is a predicted model, not a curated record. Gene Ontology annotation, cellular component: membrane.